AUGCCACCACCACCAAUACAACUCCUCCCCCUAGCAACCUUCACUCCCGACCUCUACACCCGCGCCUGGCAAUCAACCCCCCACCCCUCCCUCCCCCUCCUAGCAACAACCCACGACAAGACCGUCACCGUGUUUUCCCUCGCGACCUUUUCAAAGCACUCGUCCCUCACGGGGGGUCACAGCCGCUCCAUCCGAUCCUGUGCCUGGCAGCCUUCCUCUUCCUCUCAAAACCUGCGUCUCGUAACCGGCAGUUUUGACUCUACGGCCGGGAUCUGGACUUAUAACCCUGCUGCCACGCUCGAAAAACCCAUCGGUCAAGGGGAGGAGGAGGAGGAGGAGGAGGAAGAAUGGGAAUUCACCCUCGUGCUCGAAGGCCACGAAAACGAAGUCAAGUCGUUAAGUUUUAGUCCGUCGGGACAGUAUCUAGCUACUUGCAGUAGGGAUAAAUCGAUUUGGAUAUGGGAGCACUUAUCGGGAGGGGAGGAUGGAGAGGAGGAUGAGGAUUGGGAGACGGUUGCUGUUUUAAGUGAGCAUGAUGGGGAUGUGAAAACUGUGGCUUUUGCGCCGGGUUUUAAACAGGGGAAGAGGCAUGAUGGGAGGAGGUAUGGGAGUGAUUGUUUGGCUAGUGGGAGUUAUGAUGAUACGGUUAGGGUUUGGAGGGAGGAUCAGGAUGGGGAGUGGGGGUGUGUGAGUGUGCUGGAGGGGGGGGUUGGGACUGUUUGGGGGGUUGAGUGGGAGAAAAGGGAGAGGGAAAAUGGGAGGUAUCAGAGGUUGAUGACUGCUGGGGCGGAGGGGGGUGUUAAAGUUUGGGAACUCAAGGAGGAGGAGGGGGAGGAAGAGGAGGGGGAUAGUAGGUGGGGAGGGGUGCCGAAUAGGAUGAGGCAGAGUUUGAGGGAGGAGUGGGAGGUUAAGGGGGUGUUGCCGAGGGUUCACACUAGGGAGAUUUACUCGGUUGGUUGGAGUGGGGAGAGUGGAUUGGUUGCUACGACGGGGGGGGAUGGGUUGUUGGUUGUUUACGAGGAGGAUGAAGAGACAAAUGAGUGGAAGGUUAGGGCGAAGGUGGAGGGUGCGCAUGGGCCGUAUGAGGUUAAUCAUGUUACUUGGUGUAGGAGGUUUGAUAAGGGGGCGGAGGGGAGACAGGAGGAGAUGUUGGUUACGACGGGGGAUGAUGGGGUUGUGAGGGCUUGGGAGGUGAGGAUAGGGGAGGUUAUAGAUGCCAAGUUUGUUCCUGCCUUUCAAUCGGGGACGCCCGAGGAGGGGUGGUAUGGCACAGUGGUAUGAGGGGACGCCAAAUUACUCCUGCCCAUUCCACCUAACAAAGGGAUGUAAGGCGACUCUGGUGAUUGUGACAGGGACUCCGGGGUUCUCUGACACUUGAGGCGAAUAAACCCGAACUCGAACCCUCUUUUCUUCAUUUUUUUCAUUUUCGUUUUUACGACUUUUUCAGUUAACAAUAUGCCCUGAAUUAACAAUUCGAAAAACAAAUCCAAUUUAGCCCUUGUCUCCUGUUCUAAAAACAGCAAUGUAUGGUAUCGAUGCUUGUCAAAGAGUAUAUUACACCCGCUUCACCCGC
Podospora pseudocomata is the source of this 1573-nucleotide messenger RNA. RefSeq names its product Cytosolic iron-sulfur protein assembly protein (gene CIA1). The transcript has 2 exons. The coding region runs from base 1 to 1281 and encodes 426 amino acids. Gene Ontology annotation, biological process: iron-sulfur cluster assembly. Lineage: Eukaryota; Fungi; Ascomycota; Sordariomycetes; Sordariales; Podosporaceae. Gene Ontology annotation, molecular function: protein binding. The record is from RefSeq and is a predicted model, not a curated record. Gene Ontology annotation, cellular component: cytosolic [4Fe-4S] assembly targeting complex.